Molecule: messenger RNA, 411 nt
Organism: Haemonchus placei
Lineage: Eukaryota; Metazoa; Nematoda; Chromadorea; Rhabditida; Trichostrongylidae
Source: the annotation of a GenBank genome assembly
AUGCUUUUCGUUCCAGAAGGUGGUCAAGUGAAGUGCUUUUGCGAUCGCGAUUCAUGCGACGACAAUCUUCUAUGUCAAGGUGAUUACUGCUUCAUUGGGCUGAGACGUGAGGAUGGUGGAGAUACGCCGAAAUUGCGCCAACACUGCGGAUCGGCUGGCGAAAUACCGUACUUGAGUGGUGGUAACGCUCACUGCGAGGAACGAAUUGACAAUUGGCAGGAGGUGUGCAAAUGUGAAGAGGACUUUUGUAAUACGUUUGCGUACCUUCGAUCGUCCAUUGAUUCGCGACAAGACCGACGAGAUGUGGUGCAAUUCACAAAACAGGAUGCACCGUAUCCUCCUGUUCAAAGUAGACCGGUCCUUCAGGCUUCACAGCAUACGGAGGGGAAACAUUGCAUCGGCGUUGCUUGA